Molecule: messenger RNA, 2190 nt
Organism: Stylonychia lemnae
Lineage: Eukaryota; Ciliophora; Spirotrichea; Sporadotrichida; Oxytrichidae
Source: the annotation of a GenBank genome assembly
AUGGACAUACUAGAUGAGAAAGAAAAAAGUCUAGAAUAGGUCUUUGAUAUAGACCAUAAAAGGAAAUUCAAAGAGGUGAAUGAUGACUUCACUGAGAUGAUAUCUUUCUUGGAUUUCAGUUUUGAAAAAGCUUUUGAAAGGAGAGAAAAAGACUUCAUGCUAGCAUACAGGGCUCAUAUUGAAACAGUUUAAAAAGACAUUGAAGAACUCAAAUCAGAUUCUAAUGAUCAGAAGUAUCUUGCAAUAAAGAAGUAAAAGAUUGAGUUGCUUGAGAAAAAGCUGCAUAAGAUUAGAGAGUGUGCUCUCUUUCUUGGAGAUAUGUCUGAAAUGCAUAAGAAACAAAUCAAGAAACUUAAAAUGAAAGUUGAUGAGCAGGAAUCAGAUAAGAAUUUCCUGGAGAAGUAAAUCUCUAAAGCUAGGGAUGUAAAUAAGAAAGUAAAGGAAGACUUAAGUCAAGCUACUUCAGAGUACGAUGAGUUAUAUAAAUAAGCUCAAUGGUUCAUUUAAAACUCUCCAGAUCAUCAUAAAAUUGAAGAACUCUUAUCCCUGCUUAAUCAGACUGAUCGUGAAAGAUUGCUGAUUGAUAAUCAGAAUAAGACAUAAAAGGAACUUAAUGAAAAACAGAUUAUGGCAGCAAAAAUAUAAAAGUACGGGAACGCUAAACUGCUAAAUUUUAUGAAGACUUUAUGGGAAAUGAAAAUUAAUAAAGAUCAAUUCUCUGUUGAGAUUGAGCGUUACUUUUUCUAUCACUCUCUGAGAAAGUCAAAUGUUCAUAAGUUAAUAGAAGAUUAGCUUGCUAUAGAAAAAGAUAAUCAAAAGAGAAUUGAGUAAUUGUAGGAACAUAAUGCUUAGUAAUAAAAGCAGAAUGAAAGCGAUCUGUUUUUGAUGUUCUAGCAACAUAUUAAUGAAUUGAGAGAGGAUCUAAGAUAGAGAAGAACUUUAAAUUAACUUAAAAAUGUUAAAAGUAUCAAGAUCAGGACUGAUUAAAUAGAAAUACCAGAUAUCUCAAGUAUCCAGAUAAAUUAGUUCAAAUCACAAGAUAAGAAAAAGCUCUUGGAAAAAUUUAUUUAAGAUGAGCCAUCAACUUCAGGAAAUGAUUCUUUCCUUAACCAUCUUUACUAGAAUACUACAUAGAGUACCAAUGUCUAUGACAGAAUCUUAAAUGAGCCAAUCAAGACUUUAAUGAACAACAAGUCUUUCAAUGUUAGCAACAGACCCAAUUCAAAUUAUAAGCUAAGCAGGCUAUAUAGUGGAUAAAAAAGAGAACUUAAUUAAAAAGGGUCAUCUAACAGAUUAGUUAAUCAGACACAGAUUAAUAAUAACAGCGGGUAACUUGAAAAUGCACCACAAUCUUAUUACUCUAACAAAAUACCAGCUUUGCAUGACAAAAGAAGGAUGACUGCAUAUACCUAGAUGCAAAACGCAGAUAUCAUGAUUAGAAGACCUAAAUCAUCCCUACCAUAUAGAGGCACAAGAAGAAAUUACAACAACUCUAAUACCACAACCAUAAUGAGGGAUAAUAAUAAUAUAAGCAUGAUAAAUCAAAACAUCAGAGCUAUCGGAAAAGAUAUUGUUAGACAUGCUCAAAAUGAUGAUAGAAUAGAGGAGUUAGCUUUAAUAGUAAGAAAAAGACUUGAGGAGUGGAAAGAUGAGGAUUUCAAAUGCAAGCUUAGGGUAAUAGAAAUGCCAAACUUUGAUGAUAUGACGUAAUUAGAGACUGAGCUACAAGGAUAUGACUCUUUUAUGUGCACUCUUGGAACAAGAACUAAGAUGGGAGAAGAAAUAUUCAAGAGGGUAGAUUAUACCUAUCCAUUGGAGUUUGCCAAACUAGGGCAAAAGAUCGGCAUUAAACAUUACGGCCUUUUGACAUCUACCGGGGCUAAUGCAAAAUCUUGGUUUUUAUAUAUGAGAGUAAAGGGUGAAGUUGAAAAUUCUGUUAGAGCACUAGGUAUCAGAGAUCUUAAGAUAUAUAGACCUGGUCUUCUCCUAAACAGAGACAAUGAUGCUAGAAUAGGCGAAAAGAUAGGAUCAUGGGUACCUUUCCUAGCCAAAAUAGAAAGUAGAGAUGUUGCUUAAGUUAUUCUAGAGUAUGCUAUCUAGGCUAAAAGCACUGAGCCAAAAGAUUAUGAGCUAAAAACGAACGCAGACAUUAAAAAUUAUGCGACCGAUUUAAAUCUCAAUAAGAAUUGA